Eriocheir sinensis (Chinese mitten crab) is the source of this 2389-nucleotide messenger RNA. RefSeq lists its product as uncharacterized. The record is from RefSeq and is a predicted model, not a curated record. NCBI's taxonomy places the organism in Eukaryota, Metazoa, Arthropoda, Malacostraca, Decapoda, Varunidae. The coding region runs from base 278 to 952 and encodes 224 amino acids. The transcript is spliced from 4 exons.
UCCCCCUCUCUCUCCCUCUCUCCCAUAAUUACUAAGAAAUCAUAUACCGUUACCUGAGACAUCGGAGGAGGAGGAGGAGGAGGAGGAAUAGGAGUAGGCUCGUAUUCCCUUACCUUACCUUACUAAAUUUCUCGCUAAUCUUCCUUGGCCUAGAAUCAGAUCGCAAUUGAAGACGAUUAGAGGAAGAGGAGGAGGAGGAAGAGGAGGAGGAGGAGGAGGAGGAAGGGACAGAACUACUAUAUAUACGAGAGAGACAGAGAGACAGAGACAGACAGCCAUGGUUAACUCGUAUAUCCUCGCGGUGGUGGUGGUGUUGGUGGUGGUUUUGGAGGUGAAUGGAGGUGAUGUGCCGGUGGUGGUGAGGCCAGGUGGAGGUGUGGCGAUUGGUGAUGGCUUGGCAACACCGGAAUGGCUGCAGAAUAUACCUCAAGAAAGCAAAGUGGCAAAAUAUCGAAAAAGGAGGUUCGCCAGCUUCCCGACGGGCUCAAAACUCGCCGUUGAACUGGUGCUGUCGGUGCCGACGGAAGGGUUGAGCGACAGCGGCAAGAUAGAGAUUGACAACGACCUCUCCUUCAACCUGCCCAACGGCUCCUACUACCACUACGACCACUACGGGAGGUCGUUCGGGCCCUCCCAGCAACGACUGGAGCUGUUUGAACGCAUAGAGCGAUUCCUGUUGGGGCUUGGCUUCGACGGUCGGGCCUGCACGCUGCGGUCGCUCUGUGAGGUGGCGGAGCUGCCCUUCCAACACGGACUGUUCGGCGAAGUGGUCAACCUCCUCCUCAGGGUGGCCGGGGAGUCGUACAAUGAGGUGGAGGGCGGCGAUGAGCUGCCUGAGGACGACUACGCCUUGGCCGAGUACUACGGACGACACCACGGCAACUGCUACGACUACUACCCGACCUGCCCCUUCUCCAUCCUCAACUUCGUCUCCCAUGUCCUGCCUCUUUGAAGGGUCGUACGAGGACCAUUACGACUAUUACGACGACUACUACGACCACUACCCGACUUCUCCUUUCUCCAUCCUGAAUUUCGUCUCCCAUGUAUUGCCCGUUUGAAGGGUCGUACGAGUUAGGUGACCAUUACGACUACUGCUACGACUAUUACGACUAUACUACGACCACUACCCGACUUCUUCUUUCUCAAUCCUGAAUUUCGCCUCCCAUGUGCUGCCUGUUUAAAGGGUCGUACGAGUUAGGUGACCAUUACGACUACUGCUACGACUAUUACGAUUUUACUACGACCACUACCCGACUUCUCCUUUCUCCAUCCUGAACCUCGUCUCCCAUGUCCUGCCUGUUUAAAGGGUCUUACGAUUUAGGUGACCUUUACGACUACUACGACGACUAUACUACGACCACUACCCGACUUCUUUCUCCAUCCCGAAUUUCGUCCCCCAUGUAUUGCCCGUAUGAAGGAUCGUACGAGCUAGAUGACCAUUACGACUACUGCUACGACUGUUACGACUUUUCUACGACCACUACCCGACUUCUCCUUUCUCCAUCCUGAAUUUCGUCUCCCAUGUACUGCCGCUUAAGGAGGGUCGUACGAGUUAGAUGACCACUACGACUAUUAUUACGACUACUGUUACGACUAUCUCUAUCUCUUCCUCCUCCUCUUUUUCCUUCAUGUCUUUCCUUCUCUUCCUUUCUUCUUCCUCCUCCUCCUCCUCUUCCUUCCUUCUCUCUCUUUCCCUCGCUCUACUACUACUACUACUACUACUACUACUACUACUACUACUACUACUACUACUACUACUACUACUAUUACUCCUACCAUAGACGUGACGCUAUACAGACCUGACUAAUUAAUUUAUUCCCUUACGAUUUUGUUGAUAAAUAAAAUAAAUAAAUGAUUGUAUAUUGUAACUAAUUUAUUGUUAUUAUUAUUAUUAUUAUUUUUGUUAUUUGAUUGUUAAUAAAUAAAUAAAGAAAUAUGUAUAGAAGUGAAUGGAUGAAUUUGCAGUAUAUUAUAAGAUGACCUACUACUACUACUACUACUAUUACUACUACUACUACUACGACCAUGAUAGUUAUUGAAACCACCCGUAGAGGAAUUGAAAAGAGUUUAUUACCAAGAAUAUUACUACUAUUACUAUUACUACUACUAUUAUUAUUAUUAUUAUUAUUAUUAUUAUUAUUAUUAUUAUUAUUAUUAUUAUUAUUAUUAUUAUUAUUUGCAUUACUAAUAAAAAUGUGAUAGAGAUUACUUAAAGAUAUAGUAUAAUGCUCUCUCUCUCUCUCUCUCUCUCUCUCUCUCUCUCUCUCUCUCUCUCUCUCUCUAAUAUUAAUGUGUGAUAUAUAUAUUAAGAAUGGGAAGUAAGAACACACACACACACACACACACACACACACACACACACACACACACACACACACACACACACACA